AUGUCGGUCAACAUGCUGACCAAUAUUGUCUGUCCCGAGGCUGCCACCAUCAUCCUAUCGCUCCUCGCAUCCCUCCUGCGUCUGUCUUCCGAUGAAAAGAGGCAGACUGUGACCUCACCUUCGAUGCCGCGUCGACGCCAGCUCACCUGCGAUUUGUCCCUCCUCAUGAACAUGCCGAUCAUUAUGCUUCAGUUCUUCUCCUACCUCUACCAAUCCAGUGUGUCAUUCAAGACUGUUGCCCUUUCUUCCGAAUUCAUUACGGGACUCAUCGACUUGAUCGUGAUUGGCCGGCUUCAGCGCAGCCAGCCACGUGCUACGCUGAGCAUCGAAAACAAGAACAAGCUUCCUACAGACAACAUUGAAAAGACGGGUGACGAGGGACAGUUUGCCUGGGACCGAAUGGAAGAUUUGAUCCUUGGAUUUUUGCGUGCAAUUGUAGCUGACAGUUUUGGUUUGCCCCCGUCUGCACAUCGACCCGUCCAUGUCGUAGACACUGUGCUUGAGACGGAAAACAGUAGUUGCUCAUCCAGGCAACAACACGAACUCCAAACAAUGCUAAUGCAAAAUUUGAUGGAGUACUUAUUGGCCAAGGACUUACUGACGGACCCGGGCCUUCUGUUGCACCCCUUCGGCCAAUUUAUCAACAUCCCAUUUAACGUAGCCUACUUCGCUUGUCGAAUAGUGGACAAAUUGUGGCAGGGUUGUUUCCUCGGUCCAGUCAGCGAGAUUGUUGACUUUAUCAGUCAAUUGAUCCACCUGCAACAGCAAUCUUCCGCAGCACACAACAGUCCACAGCACAACCCCGUCGGCCUCGAAGUCUCCCGUAGUUCCCUCUAUCGCAGUCUGAAUCGAGCCAUACUCUUCCAACUCUCGCGUCCUGUUCUGACGCUGAAAGAUCAACGACUCGUCCUAGCCCUGCUAAACCUCCUUUUGGCGGAUGAUGCGCCCGUCAAGGAGCUCAUUUUCACCUCACAAAACGCCGACCCCGACUUCCCCGUGUGUCUGGCGCAUCUUCUGAUCCAGCAUGUGGAACGCAAGAACUCUGACCUUCAACAGGUCACCGUUCGGACGCCCCUGUCGCCACAGCCUCGGGAAGUACCUCCUAACCCUCCGGCUGAUGAAUUUGCCUCGACGGCGCAUCUCUAUUGCACCACGUUUGACGUGCUGGAUGAUUUGGUCGAGGGGGAGGAUGACAGCACCAACACCAGUACUAUUUCCAUCCUCUCCGAUGAGGUCAAAGUCUAUGCUUCACAGGGGGAGGUAUCUUCAACGGACGGCGUUGAGAACGACGCGUUCGGCGAUGGGACGUCAGCUGAUUCUGAAAUGCCGGCUCAGGGUGAGGAAUUCGAACAGCUGUCAGCGUUGGCCUUGCGUCUGUGGGAGCACUCCUACAUGUGGAAUCAAAAGAUAUUUCUAGCCCUACUGCCCAAGUCGAACCUGGGCUCAACUGUCUCCAUCCCCUCUCUAUUGGACUGGGCCCAGGAGCUAGAGGAGCCCUGUUUGCAAACCUGGACGACCUACCUGGGCUCC
Messenger RNA from Dibothriocephalus latus, 1530 nucleotides. The record is from the annotation of a GenBank genome assembly. NCBI's taxonomy places the organism in Eukaryota, Metazoa, Platyhelminthes, Cestoda, Diphyllobothriidea, Diphyllobothriidae.